GCGGCUUGAAGAGGGAAGACCGGCGUCCUUUUGUGGUAAGCAACAAAGCUCCCAUGGGAUCUUGGUAUCAGGUUCCCUAGGAGAUGCCCUAGACCCGUUCCACUGGAGUUGGUUGAUCCGCCCGAGCCCCGCGUCCGGCCGACUUCUCCCUUGAUUCCACUUUUAUUAAGAGGAGAGGAGGCGGCACUUCUUCCUUCUGAGCAAGAGAAGGAGAAGCUGAAGAAGAAGAAAGAAGGAAGGAAGGAUGGGCGAGAUAGCGAAGAAGGGAUGGGAACAGUACAUGAGGCAGCUCCAACUCCACCCUUUGCGGACCAAGGCCAUCACUGCCGGGGUAUUGGCAGGGGUCAGCGAUUCCGUGGCGCAGAAGCUCUCGGGCAUUCAGAGGCUUCAAUUGAGACGGCUUCUUGUUAAAGUGCUCUUUGGAUUCGCCUAUGGUGGACCAUUUGGGCACUUCCUGCAUAAGCUGUUGGAUAUCAUUUUCAAGGGGAAGAAAGACAAUAAGACUGUAGCCAAGAAGGUCCUGUUGGAGCAGCUGACAUCUUCUCCAUGGAACAAUUUCCUGUUCCUGCUAUAUUAUGGAUUAAUUGUUGAGCGGAGACCUUGGGUGCAGGUUAAGAAUAAAGUUAAGAAGGAUUAUCCGUCAGUGCAGAUGACUUCAUGGAUGUUCUGGCCCAUAGUAGGAUGGAUAAAUCAUCAAUAUAUGCCGCUCCAAUUUCGUGUUGUAUUUCAUAGCUUUGUUGCCUGUUGCUGGGGAAUAUUUUUAAACCUUAGAGCCAGAACUAUGGCCUUGAGUAAGUGAUGGACAAAUUUCUGGCUCGGGGAGCUGUGCUUGAGUCAUUUUCAAAGACCCGAUGGUGCCGAUCUAUUUGGUGUUAUUCAGUGUAUAAUUGUUGUUUUAUGGCAUUUUCAUGAAAUGAAACAUAUCUGUGGUUGUUAGAUUUAUCUUUUAUAAAAUUGGGUAUCCUUCUAUACCCCUUGGCUCUUAA
This is a messenger RNA of Elaeis guineensis (African oil palm), 986 nucleotides long. Its product is annotated as peroxisomal membrane protein PMP22. Lineage: Eukaryota; Viridiplantae; Streptophyta; Magnoliopsida; Arecales; Arecaceae. Gene Ontology annotation, cellular component: membrane; cytoplasm. The record is from RefSeq and is a predicted model, not a curated record.